AUGCAUAGAUUUUUUAAAAGAAAAACUCCAGAAUCAGAAGAACAAAAUAUUGGAGAUGUUACAGUUGGAGAAUUUGAUUUUUCACAAUUACUAGCAGAUCCUAGACUAAGGAUUCCAAUUUGUUCUUAUAAUGCUAACAUUAGGGAUCAAGUUCGAAGGAUAUAUUUGCAAAAAGGCCCAUGCCAACCUUCAGGUUAUGAAUUCCCAAAACGAAAAUUUGGAGUAAGCCAAUUUAGACGGUUUAAUCCUUCAUGGUUUAAGGAAUUUGGUGAUUGGUUGGAAUAUAGUAUAGAAAAAGAUGCGGCAUAUUGUUUGUAUUGUUAUCUCUUCAAGACAACUAAGGGAAAACAAGCAGGAGGAGAGACUUUUGUUAGCGAAGGAUUCACAAAUUGGAAGGGUAAAGAUAGAUUAAACAUUCAUGUUGGCCAACAUGAUAGUGAACAUCAUAAAGCUCGAAUGAAUUGUGAAGCUUUGAUGAAUCAAGAUGAGCACAUUCAAUCAAUUUUGCACAAACAGUCAAAGCAAAUGCGAAAUGAUUAUCGUAUCCGUCUCAAUGCUUCGAUUGAUUGUAUCAGAGUUUUGUUGCGACAAGGGAAUUCAUUUCAGGGUCAUGAUGAGACUGAAGGUUCUCUUAAUCCGGGAAACUUUCUUAUUCUACUGGAGUUUUUAGGUGCUCAUAAUAAAGAGAUUAAUGAUGUGAUAUUGAAAAAUGCUCCUAAAAAUUGCAAGUUAACAUCACCGGAUAUUCAGAAUGAUAUAGUAAGGGCCUGUGCAUCUGAAACAAUUAAUGUUAUUAUCAAAGAUAUUGGUAAUUCAUUAUUCUCUAUUUUAGUUGAUGAAUCUCGUGAUGUGUCAAUGAAGGAGCAAAUGUCAGUUGUUUUGCGCUAUGUGGAUAGUAGUGGGCAUGUAAAUGAGCGUUUUAUUGGAAUUGAACAUGUUACUAGUACUACAGCACUCUCACUUAAAGCUGCUAUUGAUAAGAUGUUCUCUAAAUAUAAUUUGAGCAUAGCUAAUGUGAGAGGACAAGGUUUUGAUGGAGCAAGUAAUAUGCAAGGUAAAUUUAAUGGUCUAAAAGCACUCAUUUUAAAGGAGAACCCAUGUGCAUUUUACAUACAUUGUUUUGCCCAUCAGCUUCAACUAGCUCUUAUAGCUGUGGCCAAGAAAAAUCUUCCAAUUUCUAAUUUCUUUCGUAUUGUUGGUGAUGUGGUAAAUGUUGUUGGAUCAUCUUGCAAACGUUCUGAUCUUCUUAAGAAGAAACAUUCAGAUUUUAUUGUUGAGGCACUAGAGAGGGAUGAAAUUUCAAGUGGUCGAGGACUUAAUCAAGAAACUACCCUUCAACGUGCUGGGGAUACACGUUGGGGGUCACAUUACAAUUCUUUGAUCAGUUUGAUUUCUAUGUUCUCUGCUGUCAGUGAUGUGCUUGAAGUGAUUUCAGAAGAUGAUUCUAGUUCUCCUGAUCAAAAAACUGAGGCAUUUAAUUUAUUGGAGUCAAUACUUUCAUUUGAUUUUGCAUUCAAUCUACACUUGAUGAAACAUGUCUUAGGGAUUUCGAGUGAAUUGUCGACGACAUUACAAAAGAAAGAUCAGGAUAUUGCAAAUGCAAUGGAUUUGGUACAAGCUUUUGACAAGAAAAAAUUGUUGCAACUGGCUGAGUUUUAUCCACAAGAUUUCUCAAGAUUUGAUCUUCUCGUACUUGAUGAUCAACUGGAAACUUAUAUAUGUGAUAUGCGUUCUAACAAAGCACUUCAAGGAUUGAAAGGCCUCAGUGAUCUUUCAGAGAAGUUAGUUAUGUCAAAGAAAAAUAUAGUGUAUCCAUUGGUUUUUAAGCUUUUGACAUUAGCAUUAAUUUUACCGGUUGCGACCGCGACGGUAGAGAGAGUGUUUUCUGCCAUGAGAAUUGUGAAAGACAGGUUGCGCAAUCGAAUGAGUGAUGAUUGGAUGAAUGAUAGUCUUAUUGUCUAUGUAGAGAAAGAUAUAUUUCUAAUGGUUGAUAAUGAAGCUAUUAUACAAAAGUUUCAAAAUAUGAAGACUCGGAAAGAACAAUUGUAA
Messenger RNA from Zingiber officinale, 2049 nucleotides. Its product is annotated as zinc finger MYM-type protein 1-like. The transcript has 2 exons. The record is from RefSeq and is a predicted model, not a curated record. Lineage: Eukaryota; Viridiplantae; Streptophyta; Magnoliopsida; Zingiberales; Zingiberaceae. Gene Ontology annotation, molecular function: protein dimerization activity. The coding region runs from base 1 to 2049 and encodes 682 amino acids.